Molecule: messenger RNA, 1464 nt
Organism: Neoarthrinium moseri
Lineage: Eukaryota; Fungi; Ascomycota; Sordariomycetes; Amphisphaeriales; Apiosporaceae
Exons: 3
Coding region: 1-1464 (487 amino acids)
Source: RefSeq, a predicted model, not a curated record
AUGCAUUGGACCACGCAGCCAUCUUCGAAUACGAGAAGUCGUACAAGUCUACGUGCUCGAGAUGCUUGGAAGUCACAGUCUACCGACGACCAGGUACAAGAGGCACGAGCGAAUGAAGGGAAACCUCGCCCACUUGCGAUACAGCGAACACACCAGGGCAGGCCGGUGGUUCACGCUCCAUUGAACCUUUCCACAGUACCACGGCGGGCCAACGUGGCGGCUUUGCUCAAGCCAAUGAGCCUUGCCGGCUUCGAGCGGCUUAUUGCUGACACUGGCCUGAAGGAGCUGGAUCUCGAUGCCCUCAUCGGUGUAGCCACUGGACAGACAUAUGGGCUGCCCCCUCGUGAGCAAUUAGCGAGAUUGUCAAAGCCAAAGCAAGUACAGAGCUUUCUGACGUACAUCCCCACAAGAUACGGUCAUAGGACAUGCCUCGACGAUGUCAUAAGAUGUCUCACCAGCAAGAUCAAAUCUAUGCUGGUCCCUACGGCCCUUGGUGAAGUCACGGAUACUUUGAGCCUCUACGGCAAAGCACUGAAAAGUGUCCAAGCCGCUAUACAGAGUGCAUCUUGGGCUGAUCCUGAUGUUCUCUGUGCGAUUGCUAUGCUGGGCACCUAUGAAGCAUUGGAAGGUAGCAAUCGAACUUCCGCUUGGACUCAUCAUACAUUCGGUCUAUCACAGCUGAUUGCUGCACGGGGGCCAUCCAGAUUUACUACACGUUUCGAAAAACUUAUACUAUCUUCAACGUCAUGCUGGCUCAUUUACGAGUCUUUACACUCCGGUCUGCCUUGUGUGCUAGGUGAGCCCAGUUGGGAACCUGUAUUUCAAUCCAUGGCGAGGCCAGAGUUCCCAGAAGUCGAUCAGACCUUCGCUUGGCUAGGAUCAUUAGGCGUCAAAGUCAGCCGGCUGAUUGUGGAAAUGCAUGACGCUACUUGCGAUGACUAUACAGUCUCAGAGAGUGGCAUGAAGGAUUUGGAGUCAAGAUGUCGCAACUUGAAACUCGAAUUAAUGAGAUGGAAGCAAGAGAGUCAAGCUAUCAUCGAGGCCCCUCGACGGCCGGAGGGCACGCCCGCAAUGCAAGGUGACUUGCGAGCUGAAUUGACCAGUGCUGCUUAUGCGAUGUUGGCCGCCACUUGUCGCCUAGUGGGUGCUAUCUCACCAGAAGAUAGGACCACGGAAGAACGAGAGGCGAUCUCUAUCUCUGACUACUUAUCAAGGGUUGGAGACAGUAUGAAGUGGGACAAAAUUGCAAGCUUCUACUUCCAACAAAGGAUCAAUGUCACAAAAAGUAUCAUUCUUACAAGUGAUAUCUGGCUUCAGGGAUGUGACGACGCAAAUGCCAUCAACACAGAUUAUAACGGACGACUGGAGGGCAAACGAAGACUCAUAGAGAGUUAUAAGUUCCAAGCCUGGCGUGACUGCAUGCGACGUAGUCUUAGUUACCAACCAGGCUCUGGCCACCGCUGA